Molecule: messenger RNA, 2764 nt
Organism: Closterium sp. NIES-65
Lineage: Eukaryota; Viridiplantae; Streptophyta; Zygnematophyceae; Desmidiales; Closteriaceae
Source: the annotation of a GenBank genome assembly
AUGAGCGGCGAGCCAGUCACAGUCUUCGUCUCUGAUGACCUGGCGCCAGCCGACCGCCCCUCGCCCUCCUUCGGCGGUGACAUAGGAGUGGGCGGGAUCAGGGGACCUCCCGCCGACCCUCCCUCCGCUCUGCCCCCGUGCAAGCUGCCUCGGCGCCCCCCGGACCUCUCCUCCCGCCUCGCCGCCGUGCUGCAAAACAUCAACCCGCCACGCCCUGCGCCCUCCCCCUGGCGAAACCCCCCCAGCUUGCCCAAGCCGGGCCUCCCUUCUGCAGCCACACCUGCAGCUCCCGCUGCCACUGCGUCUAUCUCUGUUGCUCAGUCGUUCCCCAUGCCAGGUUCCUCCACUGCAGCAGCAGCAGCAGCAGCAGCAGCGAUUCCACCAGCAGCAGCAGCAGCAGCAGCAGCGAUUCCACCAGCAGCAGCAGCAGCAGCAGUAGCAGCACCAGCAGUUGCAUCAUCAGCGGUAGCAGCAGCAGCUGUAGCGGUAGCAGUGGCUUCUGCAGUGUCUUGUAUACAGCCGCCUGCUUAUGGAUAUGACCAGGGAGCGCAAUGGACGACAUCCAGUUCGGACAACAAUGCAAUUAGCAGGAUUCGCCUCAGUACGGCACACAGCAACCCACAGAGCACCGCUGCAGAAAGUGCAGAGCCCAGCGUAGCAAGCAGGGCGUUCCUCCCCGUUCCUCACGUUGCUGCAUUCGGCCCCGAGAGGCCCCUGCGAGUGGAUGCGUCGGGCACGCUGCCACGGCCCAUGUGUGGCGCGAAAGAGGGCAUGCUGAAGCAGCAGCUCAUGGCUCUCGCCGAAGCCAUGGCCGUUGAUGACUCGGUGCACCCAUGUGUAAUCUACAGCAGAAGGGGACACCUCAUUCACACACCUUUCCCCUUCCCUUGCAUUCCCCUGUUCCUUCCUUCUCGCCCUCCCGGCCUUCCACCUGCCUCCCCUGUCCCGACACUUCCCCACCAGGUGCGGUGGCGGCAGUUCAUGCGGCAGGUGCGGAGGGAGGCGGCACCGGGGGGGGACACGCUGCAGCGCAUCGCCUUCCAUGCCUUGGAGGCGCUGCAGGCGCGCAUGGAUGGCACCGCGCUCACAAGAUGGCAAACCCCCUUGAACAUCACUCUUCAGGUACUUGCCUUCUCCGCUCCCCACCUUCCCCACUCCCCACCUUCCCCACUCCCGACCUUCCCCACUCCUCAUCUUCCCCUCUCCCUCCCUCUCCCCCCUCCGGGCAAUGACUCAAUGGCAGUGUUGGGCCAUGGCAACGAGCAUGGAGUGCCGGCAUUCAUGCACCUCGCCAACAUUGCAGCCGUGCAUGAAGUUGUUCGCGCCUUCACCCACCAACCACAACAACACACACACGCACAUGCACAGAGUCGCGGCCACCCACACGCCCCCCACCCUGCUUCUCUCCCCCAGCCUGCCCCUGUCCCUCCUGUUGCCUCACACUCUGCCGGCCAGUCCGUGCGGCGGCGGCGGCUGCACAUCAUAGCCGUUGGAUUCUACGGCGGGCCACACUGGAUCAACAUCCUCAUGCGCCUCGCCGCCCACUUCUCCACCCUGCCCCUCCUCCCCGCCACCGCCAAUGCCGCCCCUGCCGCCGCCACCCCUGCUGCCGUCUCCCCUGUGGCAGGCAGCAAUAGCUCUACCAGCAGCGGCAGCACGAGCGGCAGCAGUGGGAGCACUCACCCCGCACCCCACACUCCAAAUCCUCCCACACCUCCUUCACAAACGACCCACACCUCAUCCCCGACCAAUGCUGCUCCUCCACCCCGCCCCACGGUCCACGUGAGAAUCACAGCCGUUGAUUUCGGAAUCAUAAGAGUGGAGGAGUAUCCAACGGGCCUGGUGCAUCUGGGUGGGCAGUACCUGGAGCAGGUGGCAUCUAUGCUCGGCCUCUCUCUCACAUUUCACGGCAUAGAAACAACCCCUCACGACUUCCACCCGUCGCAAGUGGAGGUGGAUGAAGGGGAGGAGGUGGUGGUGCUGGCCAAUUGGGGCCUCAUGGUCUUUCCAGACGACACGGUCCUUCGCUCCAAUCCCCGCAACUCCAUCCUCAAGUGGAUCCGCGACCUGCGCCCUCUGCUCCUCCUCCAGGUCGACAUUGAUUUGGACGCCAACGGCCCCUUCUUCCUCUCGCGCUUCCACGCUGCCUUCGCCAACUUUGCGGCGUUCGUCGAGUCGUUUGAUGCCACCAUGCCGCACUCCGCCACGCCACGCUUUGUCGCGGAAUCCAUCCUGGCGCGGGACUUUAUGAAUGGGAUUGCAUGCGAGGGCAUGAACCGAUGGCUGCGAGCAGAGCGGCUCGAGAAAUGGGUGCAUCGAAUGGGAACAAUGGGGCUGGAGCCGGUGCCUAUAGGGCCGGACACGGUGGUGGCUGGGAGGGAGAUCACAGAGGGGAAGGAUGGGCGGUUCCGGCUGGAAGUGCAUGGAUUGGCCCUUGUGAAGGAGAUCACAGUGGGGAAGGAUGGGAGGCGGUUCAGGUUACAAGUGCAUGGUGAGCGCAGUGCCCUGCUGCUCAGCUGGCGUGACGUGGCAUGGCCGGACACGGUGGCGGCUGGGAGAGACAAGAGGUUCCGGCUGGAAGUGCAUGGUGAGACGGGCGCUCUGCACCUCAGCCGGUGCGGCGUGCCUUUGAAUUCGUGGCCGCCUGGAGAUGAGUUGGGAGUUGCUGCGUUCCACAACUUGGCGGAGCAGUGGGAAGGGCAGCAUAGCCAAGCUCAUGAAUACAAGACAGGUCUUAUCAAACCAGGGUUUCAUAAUCUGUGCU